Molecule: messenger RNA, 2720 nt
Organism: Condylura cristata (star-nosed mole)
Lineage: Eukaryota; Metazoa; Chordata; Mammalia; Eulipotyphla; Talpidae
Gene: SLC39A11
Product: solute carrier family 39, member 11
Exons: 10
Coding region: 334-1200 (288 amino acids)
Biological process (GO): zinc ion transmembrane transport
Cellular component (GO): membrane
Molecular function (GO): zinc ion transmembrane transporter activity
Source: RefSeq, a predicted model, not a curated record
UGCUCCAGGCCUUGCUGGGGACCUUCUUCACCUGGGGGAUGACGGCGGCCGGGGCUGCGCUUGUGUUCGUCUUCUCUAGCGGACAGGUGGCGAGAGCUGCUGAAGGCUUUCAGGGGUGUGAGGCCCCAAGAACCGAGGGAGGGCACCAGACCGCCUAACCCUGCUGUCUCACGCCAGCCACGCCCGUCAGCGGCAGAACAGCCGGCUGUCACCUUCACCAGUUUCUUUCGUGUUGAGAGGGGAACGCUUGGGCCUCCGAGGCCGGGCCUGGCUGCUGCAAGGGCCUUUGAGAGGCGGAUCUUAGACGGAAGCCUCGGCUUUGCCGCAGGGGUCAUGCUAGCCGCUUCCUAUUGGUCUCUCCUGGCCCCAGCGGUUGAGAUGGCCACGUCCUCCGGGGGCUUCGGGGCCUUCGCCUUCUUCCCCGUGGCCAUUGGCUUCACCCUCGGCGCUGCCUUCGUCUACCUGGCCGACCUCCUGCUGCCUCACCUGGGUGCGGCAGAAGACCCCCAGACGGCCUUGGCGCUGAGCUUCGACCCUGCACUGAUGAAGAAGUCGGACCCCGAGGGUCCCGGGCUGCUGUUCCCUGAGAGUGAACUCUCCAUCAGGAUAGGUAGCGCUGGGCUUCUUUCAGACAAGAGCGAGAACGGCGAGGCGUACCAGAGGAAGAGGGCGGCCGCCCUUCCCGGGGGGCCCGUGGCCCCCGCGGGGCCCCCCGGGGCCCUGGCACCGACCGGUGGCAGCUGGCGGAGGAUCGUGCUGCUCAUCCUGGCCAUCACCAUCCACAACGUGCCAGAGGGUCUUGCUGUCGGAGUUGGAUUUGGGGCCGUGGAAAAGACGGUGUCUGCCACCUUCGAGAGCGCCAGGAACUUAGCCAUUGGAAUUGGGAUCCAGAAUUUCCCGGAGGGCCUUGCUGUCAGCCUGCCUUUGCGAGGGGCUGGCUUCUCCACCUGGAAAGCCUUCUGGUACGGGCAGCUCAGCGGCAUGGUGGAGCCUCUGGCCGGGGUCUUCGGGGCCUUCGCCGUGGUGCUGGCCGAGCCCAUCCUGCCCUACGCGCUGGCCUUUGCCGCGGGCGCCAUGGUCUACGUGGUCAUGGAUGACAUCAUCCCCGAGGCGCAGAUCAGCGGCAACGGGAAGCUGGCGUCCUGGGCCUCCAUCCUGGGGUUCGUGGUGAUGAUGUCCCUGGAUGUUGGCCUGGGCUAGUGCUGGCUCACGGGGACCCAGGACCGGCAGCGCCAGGAGCGGCGGCGGCGGGCGGCGGGGGGAGCGCCUGCCCCCCCUUCACGUUAGCACCCUUUUCCUUUCUCCCCUUUCCUCCCUUCUCUGAUUGACUCUGAUUAUGACCAUUUCUACUUUUUCUUUUGCGGGAGAUACUGGUUUUAGUUGCAAUUUCAAGGUGUCGCGCAAGUCCACACAUCUUGCUUGGCCGCUCGACGGACGCUUUCUUCAGUGGGAUUUCCGGGACCAUCCGGAUCGGGGAAGGUUCUGCUUCCAUGCCUCCACGCUCCCCUGCUGGACUCAGGGCAGCUCUUCCGGGUCACCUGCGGCAGCAAGCCCAGGAGGGAAAUGAGGCAGGACUGCAGGUGCUGCGGGCCUGACCCUCAGGACACCUCUCGCCGGCCUCUCCGAGGUCGGGGAGGGAUCGGGCACGCCACGUCCCUGCUUCCCGAGGCCCCAGGAGGGACCGUCCCUGUCUUCCUGCAGAGGGAGAUACUAAGCGCGCGGGAGGAACACAGGCGCAGGGUGGGACCUCAGCUGGUCUCUCAAGGCAGAGACAAGCGCUGUCGGCGUUAAGGGAUUGAGGACGAGGUGAAGACAACAGGCAGAGGAACGUCCGUGGCCUGAUGGGGCCCUGCUGAGUGUGGAGUCCAAGAGCAGAGCAGUUUGUCAUAGUCUCCAAAUCCCCUAGACAAUUAUUUUGACGAGCUUCUGGCCUUCAUUUUUUUCUCAGAGGCUGGGGGACGCGAGCAGACCGCUGCGGCCCACACGCUUUACUGAGUUGUGGGGGAAACGGCUGCCGCGAACCCGAGUCAGUGGAAGACACUGGAACCCACCCUAGGUCUCAGUCCUCACCCUGUUGACCGCCCGGUGACUGGUGACCUGACCCAGAACCUCAAACAGCAGCAGCAGGCUUCCCUGGAGCUUGGCCAGAGAGCUUAGGACGAGAAAGGAAGGGGUAGGGAGAGAGAUUUUUGAGUUUCCCUUCUACAGAAAACUUUGGCCACGUGAGCAUUCUGAAAUGCCAAAAGGGUGACUUGAAGCGGAGCAGAGGCCACCCACUCCGGCACACACAGCUUCAGCAGCGGGGCGACGAGACCCGUCUGCUCCACGCACAGCGAGGCCUGCCGUGCUCAGCCGUCAGAGGGGACGUGCACCUUGCCUGGGCUCCGCUGUGCGCUGGCCCGGAGCCAGGCUCCAGGCACAGGUCACCCACGUCUGCCCGCCGCGUUUACAUGUUUCACUGCUUCGCAGGGCGGCACUCUGUGAGUGCGCUAAGACCCCACGGCCAGCUCUUGCCGGGCCUGGGUCUGUUCUUCCAAAGUUCUGAGCAUCAACAUUGAAGACACGUUCAAAAGUUUGGUUGGUCAAGAUUAACUGGUUUGGUGGUUGGUGUGUGUGUAUUUCUUUGUCUUUGUGUGUCGUUCUCCAUAAGGCAGACUGCUUUCUGAGGGACGAGACCUCAUAACUGUGAUGAAUACCAAUAAAGGGCAGAUUGUGGAUGA